AUGACUCAAGCUGCAGCUAAGAUGGAGAGAAAAGAAGAGAAUAAGAGCUUCACUGAUGUCAUGGACUAUGACCCCGACACUGGAAACUGCACCCUCUCUUUCACUGAUGAGCCCCGCCUUUUACCGAACAGCGACUGGCAAAAUGUCCCAUUUGCCCACAAUAGAAGCAUCGUCCUUCACGAAUACGACGCUGUCUCUCCGCUGGAGUCAGGUGAGUACGACCAAGUUGCAUGGGUUCUUCGGGUGGGUCAGACGACUCAGAGCCAGAGAGAGGCAGAGACGGCCCAGAGGAAGCGUACCAGGAUGGAACAGAGGUGGCGCCUGGAUUACCUCGACGGUCUGGGUUGA
This is a messenger RNA of Knipowitschia caucasica, 348 nucleotides long. NCBI's taxonomy places the organism in Eukaryota, Metazoa, Chordata, Actinopteri, Gobiiformes, Gobiidae. The record is from the annotation of a GenBank genome assembly.